Molecule: messenger RNA, 2994 nt
Organism: Penicillium cataractarum
Lineage: Eukaryota; Fungi; Ascomycota; Eurotiomycetes; Eurotiales; Aspergillaceae
Product: armadillo repeat protein
Exons: 3
Coding region: 1-2994 (997 amino acids)
Biological process (GO): proteasome-mediated ubiquitin-dependent protein catabolic process
Cellular component (GO): GID complex
Molecular function (GO): protein binding
Source: RefSeq, a predicted model, not a curated record
AUGACACGAGUCGUUGCUCCGCCGAUUCUGUUACAGCUCCAGAGCUCGGAGUCGGCUUCCGCACAGACUGCUUUACUGCGCACGCUGAAGAAUGAACUGAUCGGUCAUGAUCAGCGCAAAGAGACCUAUGUUGCCGCCGGCAUUAUCCCGGUUCUGGGGCGGUUGCUGAGCUUGCGACGUCCGGGGAAAGCUACCGGAGCAGAGUCCAACGGAGCCGCCUUGAACCGGGCUCCAUUGUAUCAGCAUUCCGAUGAGUCUGAAGCAUGUCUCCAGGCUAUCUUGAUUGCUGGCAGCUUGGCCCAAGGGGGACCAACAUUCCUUGCUCCUAUCUUUGCCAGCGACAUCCUUCCAACCCUUCUCGCUAUACUAUCCUCCCCAGAUUGCCCUCCCUCCUUUACUCUUCCGAUCCUGCGAUUUUUGAAUACCAUUGCAGACCGAUUGCCACUGCAAAGCCAGGAUCAAUGGCCCCGAGACACCCGGCUCGCAGAUUUGGUCUUCUCAUCCGAACACAUUGGUUCAAUUAGACGAAUCAUUGCGCAGGACUAUGGCUCUUCACGCAAUCGAGCCUGUAUCGAGCUGGCAGCUGCAUUGAUCGGAAAGCUAUGCACAGAAGAGAUCCACAAGACGGCCUUGGCAGAGUCUGGAGUGCUGGAUGCUCUCGCUGUCAAGAUUGCCUCCUUCGUAGUGGCGCAAGGCUUCGUCCUUCCAGGCGCUGAAGAUAACCUACAGGACCCUGGUGCCCUGGGGGAACUCCCAGCCCCAGCCCCGACAUCCGCACGCCUGGCUCCCAUACUUCGUGCCAUCACGGUCAUCAUCGAACAGUCUAAAUGGCGGGCAGAGCACUUUCUGUCUUCACCGGGAAUCGUAACAGUCUUUCCCAAACAAGUUCCCGGAUUUGCUUCAUCAGACAUUAAAAGAGGUCCCUGGGGGUCAACUUACCUAUCCGGCUCCGCGGUGCCUCGUAACACCGGUGGUAAUCCAGUUGAUGCUUUGCUGCCAUCAGUGCCCCAGGCGCAUGGAAGAUCAUCACCAAACUCGGCUAAUUUCCCACCUCUGGGGAACGGUAGCUCCCAGCGUCGCCAUAGCCACUCCUUCCCUACACCGUUCUCGCUGGCCGAGACGCCAACCCCGGAAGAGGAGGAAAACUCCAUCGUCCCGUGGCUACUAUGUAUUCUCCGCUCCGAGGGAGGCAUGGUGCGAUUGAUGGCUGCUCGACUGGUCACGGUGCUUUUCCGCCUGGGCCUCUCGAAGAAGCAUCGGGUUCCAAUGUUCAGUUACUUGUUGGUGCCAAUUCUGCUUCGCAUGCUGGACAAGGACUUUGAAAUUCCCGAUGAUCACGACCCUUGCGAUGACGGCCUGAUUACUCCAACGCAGCGCUUGAAGGAGGAGGCACCGGCAGUAUUGGCUAACCUGGUGAUGGACGAUCAAGAUCUUCAGAAACACGCCGUCGAUGGCAAUGCGCUCAAGAGGUUAUCCCAACUGCUCAAGGAGACUUACAACCCUGUCCCCGAGAGUUUGCGACCAAUGUGGUAUGCGGAAGGCGAUGGCCCAGCACGGGAUCCCGAAUCCAUGUCUGCAGACUGCCGGCUCGGACCUCCUGGGUACUCGCCCACUCUAUGUCACAUCAUGCGGUACCGUGAGAGUAUCUUGAAGGCCCUGGCGGCACUGGUCCCAUUCAAGGAUGAGUAUCGCAAGGCGGUUUGUGAGAAUGGCGUAGUUCCAUAUAUCAUCGAUUCACUCAAACCUCGACCUAGCGAUGCGCCAGCCGAUGCUGCUUCAAUGCCUAAAAACUCAGCCUCCGACGGCAAUCCGACGCCGACAAUCUUGGCUGCAUGUGGUGCUGCUCGAAUGUUGACCAGAUCAGUUAGCGUAUUGAGGACCAGCCUCAUUGAUGCCGGAGUUGCUCAGCCAUUAUUCGUUUUGAUCAAGCAUCCCGAUUUGGAAGUCCAGAUUGCGGCCACAGCAGCAAUUUGUAACUUGGCGCUGGAUUUCAGUCCCAUGAAACAGGCAAUCAUAUCGUCCGACAUUAUUCCGAUUCUCUGCGAGCAUGCCCGCUCGUCUAACACCAAAUUGCGAAUCGAAUCGCUCUGGGCACUCAAACAUGUGGUCUACGACUCACCAAAUGACGUUAGAAUGAAAGUCAUCGAAGCUCUCACCCCGGGGUGGAUCCGGCAAAUCAUCAGCCAAGAUCAAGUCAGCGCAUUAGCACGACGAGGCCUGGAGGAGGAGGAGAUGGAUCAAAGUUCUGGAAUUGCCAUGGGUCGUGCCAACUCGUUCGGUGAACAGGUUGACAUUCUCAACCCCAUGGAAGACUCCGGCGAGCUGAGCGAGGACCUCAAAAUGGCCGACAGCAUGCCAUCCUCCAAGAUGAGCCUGGACAUGUUCCUGCCGGAUGUUAGGCGUCGACGCAAGCUUGUACUGCAUGGAUCGCUAGAGCAGUCCACUCAAUCUCGCCAGGAUGAUAUCGCAGUCCAGGAGCAAACCUUUGACUUGCUGCGCAACAUCAUUUGCGGUGAAGGUGCAGCCGAAAUGAUUGACUUCCUGUUCAGGGAAAUCGGACAGAAUGAGUUGCUUGAUGCUCUCGCCAAUAACCUCCGCCCACGUACAAUUCAGCUCGCUCAUCGUCGCGAAACGCCCAGCCGUCCCCUACAUGUUCCUUUGGAGAUCCUUAGCUCCGUCAGUGGCCUGCUCAUCCACCUUGGCGCAGGUCUUUUGCGUCAUCGGCAGCUGCUAAUGGCACACCCUGAUCUAUUGCACUCAUUGACAAACUAUUUCAACCACUCCAACCGCGAAGUGCGGCUUAACUGCGUGUGGAUAGUCAUCAACCUCCUCUACGUGGAGGACGCGAGUGACCGUGAAGGAUGCCGAGAGCGGGCUAGCCAGUUGAAGGCCCUGGGGAUCGCAGACCGCCUGGCUAGCCUUCAAGAUGAUUCGGACCUGGAUGUGAAAGAGCGUACCAAGACUGCGGUGCACCUUAUGAAUACGUUGACUUAG